AUGCCUCGCCGGCAUCACGCAUCGCUAUCGACCGACACCCCGUCGACGGGUACAACAACCGCAAACGCCGAGAAGGUCUCAUGGCCAUCGACCUUUACAGACGGUCAGCCGCUUCCUAAGAUAUUCGUCUUCGAUCUCGACUACACGCUAUGGCCCUUCUGGGUGGACACGCACGUAGCAGGCCCGCUCAAGGCGGUGGAGGGCGGUUUGAAGAAAAACAUCCUCAUCGCCGCCGCCUCCCGCACGUCCGCCCCCGAUCUCGGUCGUGAAAUGCUCAAGCUUCUCAGAAUCCCUCGUACAUCAGGGUCGUCGCGCUCAGCCAUCGAAUACUUUGAUCAUCUUCAGAUAUACCCCGGUAGCAAGACGACGCAUUUUCAGCGAAUACACAGGGACAGCGGGAUCGAAUACGAGGACAUGCUCUUCUUCGACGACGAGAGUAGGAACAAGAACGUAGAGGUGCUAGGCGUGACAAUGCAGCUCAUAAAAGACGGCGUUACUAGGGAUGAAAUCGAUAGGGGCGUGCAGGCCUGGAGAAAGAGACAUGGAAAGACAAAGGCUACGGACAGUUGA
Messenger RNA from Pyrenophora tritici-repentis Pt-1C-BFP, 570 nucleotides. RefSeq lists its product as uncharacterized. Lineage: Eukaryota; Fungi; Ascomycota; Dothideomycetes; Pleosporales; Pleosporaceae. Gene Ontology annotation, molecular function: acid phosphatase activity. The record is from RefSeq and is a predicted model, not a curated record.